UUGCUGUUUCUAUGCAAACUACUAAGCAAACUAUUCAGUAUAGUUUGGCUUUGAAAAAAAGUCUCACAGAGAGGGAAAAGGCCCUACAAGGAAGAAGUAAAAAACUCCCAUUAUCUUUCUCAAGUUCUCCCUGACUAGUAACUCUACUGUCUAUUGUCAUAAGGCCCUUAGCUCUCCUGCUUCUGCUGAUUGAGGUUGGCCCUGCAUCAUCAAUACUCUGUAACCAGGUGUAUAAAUUGCCACUUAGGAACCAUGAUGAUAAUUAAGUCUCAGUAUGAACAGGUACCCACCACGGAGUGAAGGAUUUGGCUCAGGGUCAAGGGGGCAGGGAAUGUGACAGUAAUAUUAUGUUGAUGGCUAACUUUAUGUUUAAAAGUUUAAAUUUUCUCUGCUUAAGAGAACUAUAAAGCAAAAUUAGACCUUCAAAUGUUAAGGGCCGUUAGGGUUAAAAUUUUUUUACUCCUGUUUCUGCUUCUGUAAACAAGCUUGUUUUGCUGGAGAGGAGCUUCUGCUUGCUUGAGAACUUAUCAAAAUGGCUGGCAGGGCACUGCAUUCAGGAAUCCUGAGUGAGUCCCAGCUAUAGAUCUAGUGCUAGUAUCUGAGUAAAAGCCUCUUCUUUGUUAAAAUGGUUAAAACGUAUUAAUGGUCAGAUUGGUGAAUCUCUAAUGGACCCCAGGCCCAUCGUAGGGUAAUGGUUUUUAAAAUACAUUUCAAAAGAAGAUACUUGUAGAUUUCAAACAUACUUAAAACAACAAAGAGAAAGAUAAAAAUACUCAGAAUUUCCAACUAUUAACACAUUCUAAGCCCAUAUGAACUAUUUUAGAAAUUGAUUUUUUGUGGGGUGGCAGUUAGGGAAGUGUAUUUGGGAAUGAAUGUUGUAAAAAAAAGUCACUACCGCCACCACCAACAAAACCUAGUGGCAGAUUCUACAGUACAGUUGUUCUUAGCCUGUGGAUAACUACCCCACACAUCUCAGAUAUUUUGCGUAUCAGAUAUUUACGUUACAAUUUAUAGCAACAAAAUUAGUUAUGAAGUAGAAGCAAAAAUAAUUUUAUAGUUGGAGGCCAUCACAACAUGAACUACAUUAAAGGGUCACAGCAUUAGGAAGGUUGAGAACCACUGCUCUAAAUACCAGCUCUUGAGAAGUGGAGGCAGGAGGAUUGUAGUUAACGCCACCUGGGUUUCAUGAGACCCUAUCUCAAAAUUUCCAAAUAAGUACAUGGAAAGGAACCCUGUGGUCUUAGAAUCCACCUCCGUGAUUCUAUUUGAACUGUGCCUGCUUGCUGGACUCUGGGUGGGUGAAGUGAUACUGAGUGGCCGCUUGGACCAGGAGCCCAGGGCACGUGGGAGAAAUGGAGGGCCUUCGAGUAAGCGAGCACGAGCUUGCAGCGUGGACUCAUCCAUCUCCCUGGGGCAGAGGUGUCAGGCACCAGCCACUGAGCAUGACCUGGGCCAGAGAGCAGUUGGCCUCUUGUACAGUCCGGAUCCCAGCUCAGAGCCCCAACCCCGGACUGGCGCCACAGUCAGCCGGUGGGGCGAGAUAAAGCGGGCAAGAUUCUGCGGGUCCAAAUCAGGAAGGCGCAGCUCCGAUAGCAGCGCAGGGGCCCGGGCUCCCGGUGUGUUUGCUCCAACUGUUUAAACUGCUUCAAAGAGCCAGGGCCAGAGCGACCUUCGGCAAACAGCUGCUAAUCUCUAGCAAGGGGGUGCUGUUCCCGAGAGGACUAGGGAGCCAAGGCCUCCUGCUCGCGCCCCGCCCCCGCGGGACUUCAGCCCACCUGACUCCACCAUGCCCCGAACCACGAGAGGAGGGCCAACAGUGCGGUCCAGGAGAACGCGGGAACUCCGGCCGGAAGCCCUCAGGUCCUUGUUCCGCCCUCAGGGGGCGGGGGCGGGGCGGACUAAGACUGGCCUGCCACUCCAGCGAGCAGGCUAUCUGCUGGUUCCCCACUGCUCCGACUAGCCAUUGACGCCGCCUCACCUCUGCUGCCAGUAGCCUCGCCGUCGGGGAGCCCUAGCGCAGCGUCCGCCCUCAGCAUGAUGGACUUGGAAUUGCCACCGCCAGGACUACAGUCCCAGCAGGACAUGGAUUUGAUUGACAUCCUUUGGAGGCAAGACAUAGAUCUUGGGGUAAGUCGAGAAGUGUUUGACUUUAGUCAGCGACAGAAGGAUUAUGAGCUGGAAAAACAGAAAAAACUCGAAAAGGAGAGACAAGAGCAACUCCAGAAGGAACAGGAGAAGGCCUUUUUCGCUCAGUUACAACUGGAUGAAGAGACCGGAGAAUUCCUCCCAAUUCAGCCAGCCCAGCACAUCCAGACAGACACCAGUGGAUCUGUCAGCUACUCCCAGGUUGCCCACAUUCCCAAACAAGAUGCCUUGUACUUUGAAGACUGUAUGCAGCUUUUGGCAGAGACAUUCCCAUUUGUAGAUGACCAUGAGGUUUCUUCACCUACAUUUCAGUCGCUUGCCCUGGAUAUUCCCAGCCACGUUGAGAGCUCAGUCUUCACCACCCCUGAUCAGGCUCAGUCACUCGAUAGCUCUCUGGAGACGGCCAUGACUGAUUUAAGCAGCAUACAGCAGGACAUGGAGCAAGUUUGGCAGGAGCUAUUUUCCAUUCCCGAGUUACAGUGUCUUAAUACGGAAAACAAGCAGCAGGCUGAGACUACCACUGUCCCCAGCCCAGAGGCCACACUGACAGAGAUGGACAGCAAUUACCAUUUUUACUCAUCGAUCCCCUCACUGGAAAAAGAAGUGGACAGCUGUAGUCCACAUUUCCUUCAUGGUUUUGAGGAUUCUUUUAGUAGCAUCCUCUCCACGGAUGAUGCCAGCCAGCUGAACUCCUUAGACUCAAAUCCCACCUUGAACACAGAUUUCGGUGAUGAAUUUUACUCUGCUUUCCUAGCAGAGCCCAGUGGCGGUGGCAGCAUGCCUUCCUCUGCUGCCAUUAGUCAGUCGCUCUCUGAACUUCUGGGCGGGCCCAUUGAGGGCUGUGAUCUGUCCCUGUGUAAAGCUUUCAACCAGAAGCACACUGAAGGCACGGUGGAGUUCAAUGACUCUGACUCCGGCAUUUCGCUGAACACAAGUCCCAGCCGAGCAUCCCCAGAGCACUCUGUGGAGUCUUCCAUUUACGGAGACCCACCGCCUGGGUUCAGUGACUCGGAAAUGGAAGAGCUAGACAGUGCCCCUGGAAGUGUCAAACAGAAUGGACCUAAAGCACAGCCAACACAUUCUUCUGGGGAUACAGUACAGCCUCUGUCGCCAGCUCAAGGGCACAGUGCUGCUGUGCACGAAUCCCAGUGUGAAAAUACAACAAAAAAAGAAGUACCUGUGAGUCCUGGUCAUCAAAAAGUCCCAUUCACAAAAGACAAACAUUCAAGCCGAUUAGAGGCUCAUCUCACAAGAGAUGAGCUUAGGGCAAAAGCUCUCCAUAUUCCAUUCCCUGUUGAAAAAAUCAUUAAUCUCCCUGUUGAUGACUUCAAUGAAAUGAUGUCCAAGGAGCAAUUCAACGAAGCUCAGCUUGCAUUAAUUCGAGAUAUACGCAGGAGAGGGAAGAAUAAAGUUGCCGCUCAGAACUGUAGGAAAAGGAAGCUGGAAAACAUUGUAGAGCUGGAGCAAGACUUGGGCCACUUAAAAGACGAGAGAGAAAAACUACUCAGAGAAAAGGGAGAAAACGACAGAAACCUCCAUCUUCUGAAAAGAAAACUCAGCACUUUGUAUCUGGAAGUCUUCAGCAUGUUACGUGAUGAGGAUGGGAAACCUUACUCUCCCAGUGAGUACUCUCUGCAGCAGACCAGAGAUGGCAACGUGUUCCUUGUUCCCAAGAGCAAGAAGCCAGAUACAAAGAAAAACUAGGUUCGGGAGGAUGGAGCCUUUUCUGAGCUAGUGUUUGUUUUGUACGGCUAAAACUUCCUACUGUGAUGUGAAAUGCAGAAACACUUUAUAAGUAACUAUGCAGAAUUAUAGCCAAAGCUAGUGUAGAAAUAAUAUGAAACUUUACAAAGCAUUAAAGUCUCAAUGUUGAAUCAGUUUCAUUUUAACUCUCAAGUUAAUUUCUUGGGCACCAUUUGGGCUAGUUUCUGUGUAAGUGUAAAUACUACAGAACUUAUUUAUACUGUUCUCAUUUGUUACAGUCAUAGACUUAUAUGACAUCUGGCUAAAAGCAAACUAUUGAAAACUAACCAAACCACUAUACUUUUUUAUAUACUGUAUGAACAAGAAAUGACAUUUUUAUAUUAAAUUGUUUAGCUCUGAUAAAAAUUAAAAGGAGCUAGCACUAAUAAAGGAAUAUCAUGACUUAAA
Molecule: messenger RNA, 4296 nt
Organism: Rattus norvegicus (Norway rat)
Lineage: Eukaryota; Metazoa; Chordata; Mammalia; Rodentia; Muridae
Source: RefSeq, a predicted model, not a curated record